This is a messenger RNA of Heterostelium album PN500, 1743 nucleotides long. RefSeq lists its product as uncharacterized. The transcript has a single exon. The coding region runs from base 1 to 1743 and encodes 580 amino acids. The record is from RefSeq and is a predicted model, not a curated record. Lineage: Eukaryota; Evosea; Eumycetozoa; Acytosteliales; Acytosteliaceae.
AUGAUUCUGGAGAAUACAACAAAACCUGAUGUAGCAACCAAUCAAUACUAUCUUGAGCAUACAGAUUUGCCACAGAAUGCAACUUUGGAAAAUCAAGAUAGAUUGCUAUCAAUUAUGGGCCUGGCAUAUCAAUACUCUCUUUUUCAAGAUCGACAUUGGCGCUUAUUCCUCCAAAAGUCAAUUUCCAUUGGAUCCAUUGACGCCAUCAAUUAUAUCUUUAAGAUUCAUUCCACCAGUACCUUGAAACUACAGAGUUUAGAUUGGCUUGCAGCUGUUGGAGGUGGCGUAAAGAUGAUACAAUAUUUAAUGGUAGAUUUAAAACAACAACCGUCAUUCGAUCAUCAAAUAUUUACUUCUGUUAUACGAUUCGAUGAUUUGGAAUGCUUUAAAUUGUUGCUACAGAUUGGUAGCUCAAUUAAUGUUCACUUUGGGGAAACAGGAAUAGGUAAUGCAAUAACUAUUGGUGCAUCAAAAAUUGUGAAUUUUAUACUCGAUAAUUGGAGUGAUUUCAGAAUAGUAAACAAUAUCAUUGUCGAUAGUAUUCCACCAACAAUUCUAUCAGUAGAGUUACUUGAAAAGCUUCUUGCAAAUCCUAGGAUAGUAUGUAGAUUUCAUCAUGUAUUGGCCACCGCAAUACAGUCAGACAAUCAUUUGGUGACAAAUUAUCUUGUACAGUUGACCAACUUUCCAAAGUUGGCAAUGAAUUAUAAUGAAGCACUUAUGCAUGCAGUCCUAAAAAGCGACCUACAGCUUGUAAAGAAGAUUGUUGACAACCGUAAGGGCUAUAUCUUCUUUCUACCGGUUCUCAACAAAACCACAAAUUUAUCUCCAGAUUUCUAUUUGGAGUUUGUUAAGCUAUUGAUUGGUUCGAGGUGUCAAAUAGCAUUGGAUCAAAGAACUAUAUCAUCAUUUUUCAAUCAGAUCUACCCUGGCGAUCAUGGCGAUAACGAUAAACAAGUUCUGUCCGUAUAUCAUCAAGUAUUGCAAUUGCUCAUCGAUCAUGGUAUCUUGACUUCGGCCAAACCAUUGUUACUCUUUGCAGCCCUGAGAGAAAAUAUACCUUUAGAAACCAUUCAGCUGUUACUAAACAUUCCAGAUAGAAAUCAAUCAACCAAUGCGCUGGUUUAUAUUUGUAGAGAUAUAAAGAUACUUCAAUACAUUCAUGAAAUGCGUCCAGCUGUUCUCAAUAUUAAUGCUUUGUCACUGAAGGCUGCCUUUGAUUUCCGACAACCAGAGUUAAUAGACUAUCUAUUCGAUACAUUUGCAGAUAUUCCUCUGCAUGCCAAUGCUAACCAAAUCAUUGGUUCAGCAUUAGAAAACAACAAUAUUGAAACGAUUAAAGCUUACUUCAAACGUCUGACAAUCAAUAAAUCAAUUAAACUCAUUAAUAUACACAGACACAGCUACAAACCUGAAAUAAUGGAUUACAUACUCACCAGUGGACGUUUAGCUUUCAGUGGUGCCGAAUUUCUAUCGAACCAAAUUACUUUUAGAGAUGGUAAUAUUCAAACUUUCAAAUUAGUCAUCGAACAUCUCAAACGAAACAAAAGUGGUAAGCUAGAGGAACUUCAACCUUUCCUCAAAGCAGCACAACUGAACAACUACCAACAACUGGUGGAAUGCUAUGAGAAUCAACUGAUUCCAACCAUUGCAAUACCAGCAAUCUUUACGCAAUCGAUUUUAUUUGGAAAUAUCAACAUCAUAAAAUACUUUAGUACCAGACUACCAAAACAAAUAAAUUAA